AUGAUUCCUCCAUUCUUGUCCAUUACAACCUUCCUUCAUUUACCCUUAUUUAGGAGCAAGCACUUCAUUGCCUCAACCCUCUCCAACUCAACUUCAGAGUGGUGGAAAGGCUAUAUGCAAAGGUCUGAGCGAGGGUCGGUGGACAGGAGUAACUUUCGUGGUGAAAUGGUCUUCCAGAGGGACGAAGCAUAUGAGCCCUCAGUCAUCAACAGAGAUGAGGGAUUGAAAACUAGUGACAGUACUAAUGAAACAGGCGUUGAAGAUGAUAUGUGUGAAUGGUUGAGUUUAAGCCUCAACAGAAAUGAGUCCUUUACUGCUAAAGACAGUGCCUCUCCAUCAAAACCUGCCAGUAGAAAGCUUUUCUCAUGCAAUUUUUGCAUGAGGAAGUUCUAUUGUUCACAAGCUUUGGGGGGUCACCAGAAUGCACACAAGAGGGAAAGAGGAGCAGCUAAAAGAUAUCAGUCUCAGAGGAUCAUGACCUUCAUGGAAUCAUCACCCGGCAACUCUCCCACCGCGAUGUCUCUUCGUGUCCAGCCUCACUCUAUUGUGCACAAACCAAGCAGAGCAGGAACAACAUCUACUAUGACAGCAAGAUUUGAUGACUUCCCUAUUGGCUUCGGUGUCGCAUGGACACCUUUUAUGCUUACAGAGGCAUUGGAUUUGGUUUGGCCAGGCAGCUUUCAUGUGGACAAAUUGCCCAAGCAAGCAUCAGAUGGACAUAAGCUUGACUUAAAUCUCCGGCUGUGA
Messenger RNA from Ilex paraguariensis (yerba mate), 747 nucleotides. NCBI's taxonomy places the organism in Eukaryota, Viridiplantae, Streptophyta, Magnoliopsida, Aquifoliales, Aquifoliaceae. The record is from the annotation of a GenBank genome assembly.